AUGGCGACGACAAACCUCAUCAGCAAAAGCUGCUACAACGUUUUGCUGGACUCGAUCCCGCGCCUGCGCUGGAGUCCCCAAAGCAACCGCUUUCGCUACAAUGUGCCUGUGGCAGUUGAGCCGGGGGCCAACGGCUUUGUGCUGCUGCAGGCACUCGAGCACUCGGACUCGCUGUGCUCACAGAGACUGUCGGGCAAAGAGCGGCACGAGUUGGAGGAGAUGGAGCGCGUCAAUCGUCUCAUCCACGACGUCGAGAACGCGGUGCAUCUGCACGAGGCAGUGAAGAUGCUGGAGCACAAGCGCAUGCACCACGAAGAGUUCCACGAGCGUCCGGAGACUGACGACGACAUGCGCACGCAGGCGCUCAAGAAGAAGGACAUGUUGUGGCAGCACCACCCGCACAAGCGCUCGUUCGAAGGGCGACGACAGAAACGCGCGCACGUGGGGCGCGUGCACCAACCCAAGUGA
Hyaloperonospora brassicae is the source of this 468-nucleotide messenger RNA. The record is from the annotation of a GenBank genome assembly. Lineage: Eukaryota; Oomycota; Peronosporomycetes; Peronosporales; Peronosporaceae.